Molecule: messenger RNA, 810 nt
Organism: Caenorhabditis remanei
Lineage: Eukaryota; Metazoa; Nematoda; Chromadorea; Rhabditida; Rhabditidae
Exons: 3
Coding region: 1-810 (269 amino acids)
Biological process (GO): intracellular protein transport; Golgi to vacuole transport
Cellular component (GO): AP-3 adaptor complex; intracellular membrane-bounded organelle; membrane coat
Source: RefSeq, a predicted model, not a curated record
AUGAGUAGCAAAACUUUACUAGUAAAAAACUCACUUCAAGAGAUCGAGGAGGAAGUCAGCAGACUUGACUGGCCAUCUUCCUUGGGUGGUGUUCCAUUGCUUGGUUUGAGCGGCACGUCCGAUUCCACCGUGGAAACGUCUGAAUGGAACGAUUUCCUUGUGUUCCUUGACGUGGUUGAGGAAGGCUUGAGCACGUCUGAGUGGCAUACCGCGAAGAGCCAUGGCAGCCUCAUGAUCAAAGCUAUUCUUGUCAUCAAUAACCAUGGGAAACCACGACUACUGAAAUUCUAUCAACACUAUUCGGAAGAAAUGCAGCAACAGAUCGUUCGAGAAACUUUUCAGUUAGUAUCCAAACGAGAUGACAACGUCUGCAAUUUUUUGGAAGGGGGCACUCUUAUCGACGGAAACGAUUAUCGUCUGAUUUACCGGCACUAUGCCACCUUGUACUUUAUAUUUUGUGUAGAUUCAUCUGAAAGUGAACUUGGAAUUCUCGACCUAAUUCAGGUUUUCGUUGAGACGCUCGACCGCUGCUUCGAGAACGUUUGCGAGUUAGAUCUGAUUUUCCAUGUCGAUCGUGUUCAUCAUAUUCUUGGAGAAAUCGUUAUGGGUGGAAUGGUUCUCGAAACAAAUAUGAACGAAAUUUUACAAAGGAUACAAGAGCAAGACAAAAUCCAAAAACAAGAAGCCGGGAUUACGGCUGCUCCAGCUCGAGCAGUUUCCGCAGUGAAAAAUAUGAACAUUUCACAGCAGCUGAAAGAUAUUAAGUUACCUGAUUUACCAUCAUUGUCCAAUUUGAAAAACGCUUUCUGA